AUGAGUAAAGUUACCACAGUUAUAGAUGUUGAUGACUCUCUUGAUGAUGUCAUAUUAGUUGAUGAAGAAAACAACAGUAAAGCAGAUUUGAUAUGGGCUGACAUAAAUGAAUUGUAUACUCAAUUUGUUGCACAAUGUGCCCAUUUAGAUAAUUCAACAGGAACUAGAGUUUUCAAUAAAAUAGUAAAACCAGCAUAUAAGCAGUUGGAUGAACAUUAUAAAACAUCAAAAAGCUUUGAAAAAGUCUUAAGUAGAACAUUAAAAUUAUUAAAAAAUGAUCCUACUCACAAAUUCACCCAUAUCAAAGAUCUAUAUGAAACUAUGAAGUUACAUAAAGUGAGGAAAAAAGUAAAUUUUGUGACAUUAGAAACAAAUCUAAGAGAUAAGCAUUCUAUUGUGUAUACAAAAAGAAAGACCGACACUAAUGAUCACAUAAAUGACAAACAGAAAGUAGUUACCAUUGAUUUGGCCAAUGAGAAUCCUUCAGUUAUAGAUGUGGAAAAUUAUAAUUGUGAUGUUAUAUUAGUUGAUGAUGGAAAAAAUUCAGAAAAGGAAAAUAACUGUGGUGAAAUGAGUAGUGAUAUGUUAAACAAACAAGAAGUUAAUGCUGAUAAUCAUACAUCACCAUAUAUAAUAAGUGAAAAGUACAAAGCAAAUAUAGUGGAGCUUUAUAGAAAAUUAUGUGAACUCACUGGAAUGGAGAGGACUUUAGUCAAGCGUCAUGAAGUACGAUUAAAGGUUAAUGAUGGUCAUCCACCAGGUCCUGUCCAGAGACUUGAGAGCUUUUUAAAUAAUAGAAUAGGAAGUGAUGGCGAACCACCUUUUCCUGAUUUCAAUGAUGUGGUACAGUGUGUAGUCACUUCAAAUUCAGUUGAUGAACUUGGCUGGAGUACACAGCAAAUAAUGAGGGAGGCCACCUCGCUAUUUACCCAAUGCGGUCGCGCCCUACAGCAGCGAAGGCAGAAACGCGAGUGGCGCCAUCUGAUGAGCAGUGUGAAUAGGGAACAUUUUGAUGAUGACCCCGCCGAAAAUGAUCCAGAACUCGAAGCAAAGUUGCAGGCAAACCGUCGUAACGCCAUAAAAAAAGAAGCCGAAAUUCUGGAUAGGUUCACCAUGAUACAAAACUGUCACCGGAAACGCUGUAAAAUAAAUGAAAAUGCGAAUGGCAGUUUUCAACAAGAUUGUGAUAUUAUCGAUAAUGUUAACACAGGGAGUGCUAUUGAAUUGACAGAAUUGAAGAGUGACGAAAUCGUUGAAAAUUCUGCAGAAGACAUUAAUUAUAACAUCAAAAUAGUGUCGGUGAAAAGUGAAGCGGUCGAUGUCGUACAGGAACUAGAACGGUUUGAAGGGAAUUAUACGACUACCGUCAAAGAUAUUGAAGAUCCGUUUCUCGUCAUUGAGAUUUCAUCGGACAGCAGUUGCGAUGAAGAA
This is a messenger RNA of Iphiclides podalirius (scarce swallowtail), 1431 nucleotides long. The record is from the annotation of a GenBank genome assembly. Lineage: Eukaryota; Metazoa; Arthropoda; Insecta; Lepidoptera; Papilionidae.